AUGAUUGUAAAAAUAUCUACUACAAUAUUUUAUCAAUUUCAAAUUAUUUUUGGUGAAGUUAGAACAUUUUUUCCAAGAAAAACAGUUAUUUGUUAUGGAUUAGUAAGAUUCUUUGGUGAUGAAGCUUGCCAAAUUUCAACUAUUCUAAUGAUAUAUGUUAUGAUAGAAUUUUUUUUUAUACUAUAUGCUCUCAAUGGACAAUAUAAUACUAUUUGUAGAAAAACAUCAUUUCAUGAUAAUAAUAGUAUACAAAUAUUUAGUUUUUUAUCUCUUACAAUAAUGAUAAUAUUAUUUUUUGCAUUGUUUAUGCUUUCGUACAUUUCUAGAGACGAAGCAAUUUCACAAAUAUAUAUGAAUUAUAACGAUACAAAAGCAUUUGUCAAUGAUAGUUAUGCUAUUGCUGCUUGUGGUGAAUCAAAAAUGAAUUUUUUUAUGGGAGUUAUGAUUGUUUCACUAAUUUUUUUCAUUAAUUAUAUUUCACACUAUACAUUUUUAUUUGUAACAAUGUCAAUUUUUACAAUUGGGGUAAAAAAUUUAAGCAAAGAAUCUAUAAUUCAGAAUCAAUAUACAAAAAGGCUUACUCAUCAUUUAAUAAGUGUUGCUUUACCUAUAGUGAUUGUUUUAUUACCAUUAAUGAAUCUUAUAUUUUGUAUCUAUUUUAUGAAUGAUGAGGAACAUUUUUGGAUAACAAAAGUUACAACAAACUCACUAAUUAAGCCUUAUGAUAUUUUGAAUGGAUAA
Messenger RNA from Strongyloides ratti, 741 nucleotides. RefSeq lists its product as hypothetical. The coding region runs from base 1 to 741 and encodes 246 amino acids. The transcript has 3 exons. The record is from RefSeq and is a predicted model, not a curated record. NCBI's taxonomy places the organism in Eukaryota, Metazoa, Nematoda, Chromadorea, Rhabditida, Strongyloididae.